Molecule: messenger RNA, 4784 nt
Organism: Trichobilharzia szidati
Lineage: Eukaryota; Metazoa; Platyhelminthes; Trematoda; Strigeidida; Schistosomatidae
Source: the annotation of a GenBank genome assembly
CAUCUACUGAAAUUUUUAUCCUUGGACUGCUUAAGUAUUUUAUCCUUACAGUUUUGUCCUAACACGUUCGACAGCAUAAGAAAACAAUCGAAGUGAAGAUAUUAGUUAAAUAAUUAAGAUUUGAAGCGGAGAAACAAAAUUGAGUGUUGUCAUACUUUAACUGCUCUGAUGUCACGCCGGCGCGUAGCGGGUUAGGUUUUGUUCAUGGCCACCAGGCAGCCUGCAAGCGACCACGUGAAUAUUUCGGAUACUAAAACCUUGUUAAAUGCUCGUUUACAAGUGGAUUCCAAUCACUCUACGACUGACUCUCACUCAAGAUUGAAUGGUUGCCUAGUCAAUAAAGACAAUCCUUGGGCGAAAGCCCCGGGAGCAUCUGGCGACGGGUCAGAUGCGACUACAUGUCAACCGGGUGCUUGCAGUAAAGACCAAGACUGGCCAACCCUUCAAAGCGCCUUGUCUCAAGUGUCACAAUGCAAUACAAGCACUAUAGUUACAAAUUCCAAAACAAAGGAUAAACAGAAGCGAAAUUCCACUGAAACCAAUACCUAUCAGGUUGAUUUAAAUGUAAAAUCUACGGUAACUAACCAUCAGAAAAAAAAGUGGGAACAAGCCUCGAUUGAGUAUAUUUUCCCUAAGCCUAACAAUAUUGAUGGGUUUGCUGGUUCGCGACCAGAUGCUAACCGAUGGAGUCGAUCAGGUGAACAUGAUAAAGAAAAUUACCACAAUGGGAAGUCUAGGAUUGAAAGUAAUAACUCAUCUGAGAAGGGGAAUUCUGUAUCAAAUGCAAAUAGUCUUGGAAGCUCAGGGAAUCGUCCUCGUCCAUUCGUUCGUUACAUGAGGUAUCCAAAAUCUAGUCGUCCUCAGCGUCGUCAACAACAGUCUUCCGGUGCCACUGUAAUGGCAUCCAAUCGUCAUAUAGCCGGAUCCACGAAUUCAGGAUCAGCAUACAAUGUCACGAAUCCUUUAUGGGUUCCAACUGAUGUCAGUCAGAUUGCAAAUGUUGGUCGUUUAUCAACUCAGGGUCAUCCAGCUCCACAAAGAAUUAACACCUUGCCUCACUUGAUUCCAAUUCCACUCUAUGGAUCAAAUCCUCAGAGUCCAUCUUUAUCACCUACAUUUCUUUCAGCUGUUGGAUACCCACUGUUGAUGAUUUACCCAACAACACCUGUGGCAGCACCAACAGUUUCUGGAGCUUCUGAUCCUAUCUACGACUACUGUACUGCUGCUGCUGCCGCCGCCGCCGCCGUUGCUAGCCAGCAGUCCAAUAUGCCCGUUGAUCCGUCAGAUGCAUCACAAUCAAGACCAACUGAUUCUUCAGAGCAACAGAAUCGUUUACUUCCUCAAUUUUGCACAACCCCACUAGUAUCACUAAAUGCAGCUCCUGCAUUGAACAAUGUUUUUACAUCACUAUUUCCGGGGACAACUAUUGCUCAACCGGCCAACUUGUGUUUUCUUGCAUCUUCAAGCAGUGAUCCUACAGUUCUUAUUCGUCAUCAGAUAUUGCAUCAAGUUGAAUUCUAUUUCAGUGCAGAUAAUCUAGCUAGAGAUAUAUAUCUUCGUCGUCAGAUGGAUUCUGAUGGUUGGGUGGAUGUUAAUGUGAUUGCUAAGUUUAAUCGAGUGGCGUCUGUCUGUAAAGAUCUGAAUGAUAUUCUAGAGGCAAUCAGAGUCAGUCCUUUGUUAGACGUCGAUGUACCGAAUGCUCGAGUUCGGUGUAAAAAUAAUCCAUCAAUAUGGCCAAUUCCUUCUGUUUCGCAUGAUAAAUUUCGACAAGAUGCUAAAAACACUACAGGUAGUUUAAAUCCAGAUGCUCCUGAAUUUAUUCCAUCUCAAACAAUGGUCAACUCAAAUCAAUCAGAACCUGUAAAAACUUCAGAUGAAACAACACCUACCACAUCAGCUCAAGAAGAUUUGAAUUUUUGUUUUUCAAGUGAAUGUCGUAACAAAUCAUCAUCGUAUUCUACUUCUUCACCGGCAAAACACACUCGAUCAAGUUUUUCUGAAUGUGAAAAGUAUCCGCCAACUACUCAUUGUCGAACAAGGACAUCGUCUACUAACUCGGAGGAUGAUUUGGACGAUGCUAUGCUCUCUUGUUUGAUGGUGAUUGCUCCGAAUACAUCGCAUGACCUAAUGAUUAGCUCUGAUAAUUUGGAUGAAGACUCAAGGAAAGAAAGUUCAGAGCCUUCACAGGCCACUAAGGUUGUAAGCGAUUCAACAGGUACUGAUAGUUCCGUGGAGAAAAGCAUUGAAACUCUCAUUGAUGAUCUGUGCAAAGCGAUUGAAGAAUCUCAAGUUCAUUCUGAAUCUAAUUUAACGGAACCCAGUGUAGCAAUGAAAUCCAAUAAAGAAGCAGCAAUAACUAGUAGUAGUGAGGCUACAACUGUCCCAUGUACAGAUGGCGUAGUAGCAGUACCAUCUACUACAACUAUUGUAUCUAUUGUUGACACUUCAACUAUUAUCACAUGUACUGCUGCUAACACUUCUCUUGUACAGUUCAAUACAUCUAUAUCUUCUGAUAUCUCUGUUGUCCAUCCUACUAUUUCAAUGCCAACAGCCACCCCUCUUUUGUAUACAGAAUCCUGUUUCCCAUACGGUCAUCCUUCGCUUCCCGGGCCAUUGUCAUAUACAAUAAUACCUACAGCUUCUGCAAUACACACGCCUGCAGGUUAUAUCUUACCAGCUCUUAAUCGUGCUCCAUUUUUAACUUCUUCUACACCAGUGUACUACAUUCCUCAAAUGAAUCCAAUCCCAUUGAUAUCUCCGAUUAACGGUACAUUUCCUCAUAUUCCACAACCCUUGAUGAAUUCAUCAUCAAUACCAUCCUGUGUAAAUUCUGAUCAAAACCACCAUCCUUCAAUCACUGGCACGAAACGUGAUUUGAAAGGUCGUACUAUUGGAUUUUUCCCUGUUUCCAGUGAUUUUGAUACGCAAAAUGCAGAUUUCAGUAGUGAUGCAUAUAAUAUGCAAAGUUCAGAAAGUCAUGAAAACAAAUCGUCAUCAUCAUCCAGUAAGGGUAAGCACGUUGGCUUCCUUCUACAUCCUGUAUCUGCUGCUCGUUCACAACUGCAAACCAAUUGGAGCGAUGCCUCUCCCACUACAACACAUCAGCCAAGUCAUUUGUUGCAACAAAAAGGCUUCACAUUUCAUGCCUACAAUCAAUUCCGUUCUAAAUGUCUCAGGGAUAGAGAAGCAAAGGGUAAAGGUCAAUCACAGGAAAUGAAUACGCUGUAUAGUUUUUGGUCCUUCUUUUUACGAGAACACUUUAAUCGAUCAAUGUAUAAAGAUUUUCGUAAACAUGCAUUGGAUGAUGCUAAAGAUAAUGCAAGAUAUGGGAUAGAAUGCUUAUUUCGAUUUUACAGUUAUGGAUUAGAACGUCAUUUUCGUAAGGCAAUUUUUAAAGAUUUUCAGGAUGAAACACUCAGAGAUUAUGAUGAUGGUCAUUUGUACGGAUUAGAGAAACUUUGGGCUUUCUUACACUACAGCCAACGGAAAGUGAAACUGGAACCACGUUUACAAAAUCUAUUGGAUUCAAAAUAUCGUACAUUGCAAGAUUUUCGUGUCAAUUUUGAACCACCGACUGGAUUUUUUGUCAAUAAAUCAUCACGUCGUCGUACAAAAUCCGAGUCGACAGUCACUUAUCAAACUAGACGACCAACAACACCAACACAUUCGUUGGGCUGUAGCAACAAUAACAGUAGAUCGCCUCCGUGUGAAUUUCAAUCUAGUAGUAGUAGAAGACUGUUGUAAUGAGAUACAGCGAUGGUGGUGAUGACAAUCAAUGGACAAUAAUAAUCUGCCUCAUUCGUGUUCAUUCAAUAAUUCAUCAGUGUGUGCGUGCAUGUGUGUGGUAUCUCUCUGUCUCUGUUGCUCUCUUAGUCUGUGACAAAUUCUCUUUGAAUUGUCCCCUUUAACAGUGUAUAUUCCCCUUACAUAUAUCUAUCUAUGUAUGCCGUAGUAUAACGAUAAUAAUAAUAAUACUAAUUGUCUCUCCGUGUCAUGUUGAAAAUGCGGUGGCCGCUUUUCUCUUAACAGACUGUUGUUGUCGUCAUUGGUGACGGUGUACACACCAGAAAUCGAUCAAUCAAUCAGUCAGUCAGUCAGUCCAUGCAUCUUCAACUUGUUCAACAAUUAAAUUGGAGUCAUAUCUGUGUCCGGUGCUAUCCUCAAUAUAAUAAUUACCAUUAUUAUUAUUAUCAUUAUUAAGUAUUAACUAUUUUGUCUAGCUGUUACUAUUACUAUUAUUAUUAUUAUUAUUAUUAUACACAAGGAUGCUGUUAUUUUCUCUAUUCUGUAAAUAAUAUCAACACCACCAUAUUGUCGUCAACUUUUUUCGCCUGUAACACUGUCACACUCACACACACACUCAGACAUCUCACUUAAUUUUCAUUCAUAUUAAUGAAACAUAAACACGUUGUUUUAUAAUUAAUUAAUUGGAUUUUUGUGUACGUAUAUGUAUAUGUAUUAGUCCACUACUAUAUAUGCGUGUAGUAUUCCUGCGUGUGUGUGAUUGAGUGAGUGAGUAAACCGACUCCUUUAUUAUUAUUAUUAUUUCUAGCUUAUUCAGUUCACUUAUGCUCUUUUGCAUAGACAUUAUUCUAAGCUUUAUGACCAUUACUAUUAUUAUUACUAUUACUAUUUAUUUGGGUAACAGGAGGUCAAUUUAAUUUGUCUUUUAGUUUCAUAUAUUCAUUUAAACUGAUGAUAAUGAUGGUGAUUAUUAUUUAAUCUCCUCGUUUUUCUAUCUGUCUAUCUCUAUCCGCCCCGCCCCACCCUCUCUCUGCUUUCCG